Messenger RNA from Pollicipes pollicipes, 1514 nucleotides. Its product is annotated as CD5 antigen-like. Bases 17 to 1201 code for a protein of 394 amino acids. NCBI's taxonomy places the organism in Eukaryota, Metazoa, Arthropoda, Thecostraca, Pollicipedomorpha, Pollicipedidae. The transcript has 6 exons. The record is from RefSeq and is a predicted model, not a curated record. Gene Ontology annotation, cellular component: membrane.
CGGACCGUGCCGCACCAUGUUGCUGCCGCUGCUGGUGACGCUGCUCCUCGGCCAGGCCUGGGCCGACCUGUCGCCCACCCCGGCCACGGGCGACACCUCGUUGGAACAGGUGCUCACGGAGCUGGCUACCUUCUACGAGUCCACUGUGAGAGCGGCCACGGCCGCGGCCCACCAGAGCAUGACCCAAGACCUGGACCACAUCAAGCAGACCCUGGCAGCCCUCGUCUUCCGGCUGGACUCCCUGCAAGAGGUCCAGAGCUCUGUCUCCUCGAGGCUGGACUCCCUGCAAGAGGUCCAGAGCUCUGUCUCCCCAAGGCUGGACUCGGUGCAAGAGGCCCAGGUCUCAUUCUCCUCAAAGCUGAAUUCCAUGCAGAGCUCGGUGUCAUCUCGGCUCGACGCUGUGCAGCAAUCCGUCGCAGCGGUAUCUUGCAGACCGGAGGCGUUAUUGGACGGUUUGGUAAACAUUCAAACUGCUGUCAACCGUCUGCCAUGGAGGGUGCUGGGUGACGCGUGCGAGAACAACGCGGACUGCUUCAGGGCAGUACCUAGCUCAGAGUGUGGCAGCGACGGCACCUGCACGUGCACCGCCGGCUUUAGGCGGAUCUCCAGAAGUGAGUGCCGAGCUCGUCUGCUGUCGGAGCCGUGCACGACCAACAGCGAGUGCCAGGCUGCGACGGCACAUUCGGUGUGCACGGACGGUGCCUGCGCCUGUGCGACAGGAUACUGGAACCGAACUAACAACGAAUGCCGGCCAGGUGUAAGCGCAGGCCAGACAUGCACCUUCGACCAGGACUGCUCCACGCACCGCUCCAACUUCACGUGCAACUCGGGCAUGUGCUCGGAACGCGUCUGCCCGGGCGUCGUGCGUGGAGGCUAUGAGUACCGGCUGGCUGGAGGUGAUUACUGUGCGCAAGGCCGGGUCGAACUCAGACCCGUCGGCGGCACUUGGGGCUAUGUCUGUGACGACUCGUGGGAAAAUGUGGACGCGUCAGUUGCCUGCCGGACACUAGGAUUUAGCGCUGGGAGAGCACACUGCUGCUCCGCGUACGGUGCCGGAGGACCUGAAAACUUCUACAUGGAUGACGUCAAUUGCAGUGGCUCCGAGAGCCACCUGAAGAAUUGUCCUCACAACACCGUGGAUAACUGCCACCGAGGAGAGGUGGCGGCGGUCACCUGCAGUGGUCCCCAGCAGAACGCCUGAGCCUGAGGCUACAGACUGGGGACUACAACGGCCAGCCUGGCGUUUGCUCGGAAUCAACAAAACAUAAGAUGUCUCACACCCAUGUGACAGAAACUGCUGCAUCCGGCAGCGAGCCUGAUAUCCAUCCACAGUUUUAGAGAGUGGUAAUGGCUUUGGCUCACUUCGGCAUCUUUUCAGGCCGCUGGGAGACUCAGAUCGGGUGCAACGAUAGACAUAUAGAAGAGGCGAAAUACAAGGCUAUCCCAAUCUCAGACCUGAACAGAACUCGAGCCUACAAACAGCCUGCGAUUGUCAAAGUCCUUGGCGAAUAUAC